This is a messenger RNA of Ectocarpus sp. CCAP 1310/34, 6368 nucleotides long. The record is from the annotation of a GenBank genome assembly. NCBI's taxonomy places the organism in Eukaryota, Phaeophyceae, Ectocarpales, Ectocarpaceae.
UUCGAUCAAGUCCCAAACGAAAACUCUAUUCUCUCGCUGCUGCUUUGCUGCACUGCCUUCGCGGGCGAUGCAACGCUUUUCCCUUCGAGGCCCUCGGCUUCCCAAGGAUCCCAAAAGCUUCUGCCACUCUCUCUCUCUUCUUUGUACCCUGUAUAUAGCAAUAUCCCCGUGUACCCUUUUCUUGCCUCUCGCCGCUCUUUCACGAAAUUUCCGGAACGCUUCCACAAACCACGGAUUCACGGUUAUACCGAAUCCUUCGUUUUGUGUUUGCUCAAGAAAUUUGGACUAAUAGCAAAAGCGACAAGACAUCAGAAACACCGAAACCAAAACAUAUCAAAACCAAAAUCCAACUUAUGAGCCGAACCGUUGACUUCCUCUCGGACUCACUAAUAGGUAUCACUUAUCGGGCCAACCCGACGUCUAUGCCCAGGUCAUAUCUCAUUGCGCGGCCCGAUACUCGGCGCUCUUGUCCACGCUACUUCUCCCCUUCAGCUAGACGCUAGUGCACGCGAUACAUAAUUAGCGCAUUCGCCUCCUGCCCUCACGUACGUCAUAAAGGCUCCUGACUUCCACCUCCCCGCCCUCUGAGUCUGAACAACCGAUGCGUCCUGCUUUGCUAGUUGCGUCGCACCACCUAUCCUCCCUGAAUGCAGCGCGAAGUGCGUUGGGUCUUCUCCUACUCUUCUUCUCGCCAUGUCUCUCAGCACUGUCGUUGCUUCCGACCUCGACACUACUGCCCGCCGUCCCUGCUUGACCGACUGCAUGAGCGGCGCGCUACUUCCUAACUCUGGGUUCACGUCAAGCAGAUCCAGCAAAAUCUCUAGCGCCCCCACCUUCUCAGCUAUCUGUUCCCCUUCCUCGUCCCGCACUACUCUCUCUGUCGUCACUCCCGCGCCUCGCCUCUAUUGGUCCCCUUUCGACGCGCGAAAGGUCACUUCUACUCUGUCUGCCCGCGUUCUUUCGUUCCACGCUAGCUGACACGCUCAUUCGAAGAAUACGAGGUUCCCUCUCGUGAGACAAAAAUCGGCGUGUACUAAGCCGUUCUGGUAGGCCCACAGCUCAGACGCUCGGCACAGCAAGAAAUAUGAGAGAGCGAUCCCCAUCCACGUCAUAAGUCCGAAAGCAUUCGUCUGCACUAUUUCUCUCCCAGCAAUAAUCAUCGGCAAGGUGAGCGGUUGCCUUACCAACGGUUUCGUCUCUGCCCUCGCAUGCAGUCUGUCUAUUGCGUUCCCAACAGCUACCAUUCUGAAGUGAGACGUGGGCAGCUCCCAGCCUGCGUACAGUUUAUGGAAGUACUUGAUAGCCACGAGGUACCCCUUCACCGUUUGGCUCUGGUUCUUGUACACUACCUCGACGCCAUGAACACAGUCAGCUCUCUCACUGCGCUAUCUACACCGUCUUCUUCGUACAACCAUGGUUUCAGAUUCGCUUUAGCUCUUUCAGCUGUCCGUGUGUCCCACAUGCUGUGGUAUCCCUUCAGCCUGCUCGCGUUGAGGGAGCCGUGCUCCAUUAUCCUGAGGAGCCUUUCGCCUUCAUCACUCGUUCCCUUCUUCCCGUGUUCGCUUCCUGCGCUUGAACACGUUAGAGUCAUCACACCUUUUUUAGUUCUUUUGCUGAUCAUUCUCUCAUCACUUAUUCUCUUUACACGCUUGCCAUGCGGCUCCAUACGAGGCCAUCCAUUCUUUGGUUCGGGAGUUUCUCCUGCAUAUCAUUUCAACUAGUUCUCGUCCGUUGUCUCCGAUGUCUUGCAUUCGCCAGUUAUCGUCAUGCGUGAGUCUUUCCACGUUGACUUCUACGUCCUCUGACUUCCAUCUAGAUAUCCCGUCCGCGAGGGUAUCCUCGCGUCCCGGGAUGUGUUCCGCCACGUGACACCAUCCGUUUUCAAUCUCCAUACGACCAAGCAGUCUCAUGAGUAGUCCCGCUCGCCUAUCUCUCGAGCCCCCGCAUCUGUUUACCCAUGACACCGCCGACACGUUGUCUCCCCUCAUCAUGGUAGCUUGUCCGGGUUGCGUCGGCUUUUCUCCCACGACCAUUUGGACUACCCAGCAUGUAAUUAUCAUUCCGAGCGAUUAUAGCGUGUUGAUCGUGAUCGCGCUGGUUUCUUUGGCUUCUGCUUUCCUUUUCAGCUCCGCGGUAAACGCGUGUUUAAAUCGAUACCGCCAGAACACUGUUAGUUCGGGACAGUGUCCGCCAACCGCGUCGAAGCUAGCAUCCGAUAGGUAGUGACGGACAGGCGUGCGUUGGACGUGGUUAAUGAAAAACGCGCUAAGUGACUCUCCUUUCUCCGCGAGUUUAUCUUCCAGCGCCCAUCUCCAGAAAUCUAGGUCUCCGUGGAACUCCCAACCAAGACGUACCUGCCGCUUUUCUCUCGACUGUCUGUUAGUCUUGUCGUGUAGGCCGGUGGGGCGUAAGAGGUGCCAUACGAAAUAUUUCCCCGCCCUCAUGACGCACGUCAGGUUCCAGAGUUUUCCCGCCAUACUCAGGACAUCUUGCACAUGGCGAGUUCUCUGGUCUGUGGCCAAUCGCUCUCUAGCGCGGUCCUUCUCGCGUCGAUCCUCUCACGUGUUGUCGCGAUCGUCAUUAUUUUAUGGGUGUCUAUCGUGUGUCCGAGAAAGUCCACUUUCGUGUUCCAGUCUGUGCUUUUCUUCGGGGCGAGAAUGGGCGUUUAGCCCGGCUCUGCUGGCCCGAAGAGUCUCACACAGUCAGACGUUAAUGACGCGGAGGCUACCAGCGCUGAUGCGUCGUCUGGCGCAUGUUGUACGUUCAGUAAAGCGAAGUCGUCUACGUGCACCCCACACGAGAAAUCAUCGUGUGGUCCGCCUCCGUCAUGCGGUUUCACGUUGGCAUCUCGGGGCACUCGGGCGGGUUGUCCGUCUAACCACGGCUCGACUAUUAUCACAAGUGACAUCAUUUCGAUCCCUUCGUCUACUAGUUAUACGUUGUGUACGUUGGUGUUGCGGUGUGAGUGUUCAGCAGCCCACGCCAUGACUCCCCCAAAACCGGGCGAACCUGCCCAUCCAAGCGUUAGUCUGAAGUCGGCGACUAGCACGUCUCCUAUCACAUAGCAGAAUUUUCGUGCAUCGUCUGGCGCAACUCUCACGUUUCGGUAAGCGUUGUUCACGUCCGCCGUGGACACUAGUAUCCUCUUGUCAGGCCAUUUGACUCUCAAGCGCGAUAUUUCAGAAAGUAAAGCCGGUGGAGUCUCUACGCACAAACAGUCGGGUACUUCUUCCGUUACCGUAUCGACGUUGAUUCCUACCUUCUGUCCGCGCAGCAGCUUGGGGUCAAAAGAAAAAUCAUUGAUGAUUCUGUUUUUUUUGUCCUACCACUGCUCCUAGCGGCGAUACGCGAACGCCCUUCAUGCAAGUUGCGUCCGCUACGUUGAAAAGGCAUCUGUUCUGUUCGACGUCGUCUAUCAGCUUCUUCCACACCAGUUCCGUGUGAGGGUCUAUCGUACUGUGAUUCCCGUAUCGCAGAGCGCUCUCGAGGUUCGGCGGGCUGUCGUGCGUUUUCGCUGGCACACCGUUGUCUACAAUGUCUAUGAGAUUCGUGAAGUCUGGGAAACGUUUUUGGUUCAGAAGUGUUGUUCGAGGUCGCUCAGGUUUAGCGGCGGUGACACCAAGGUGCCGCCGAUUGCCCUCGCGACAUCUCCCAACUUUCCGUCGUUCGUUUUCAGAAGCAUGCUACCAGUCGUGGCAAGUUCGUGAAUGAUAUCCUGUUUUUCGUCACGUCGUGUGCCACGUGCGAGGCAUUCCUUUUGUUCUUUCCACAUUUCAGCCAGUAGCUUCCCAUAAGGAGGUAGCAAGGCUGCCGACCCGUCACUAUUCGUGUCCCUCUUCCCGUAGGGGUCUUUGUCUCCAAUACACGUUUUGUGUCGAGCACCCUUGCGAUCUUCUCCCUCGUGCGAGGGGUCUGCUUCUUCCUUGUUACGGAGGUCUUCUCCAGUUUUCGCACUGGGUCUUUCUCUAUCUUUGUCUCCAAUACACGUUUUGUGUCGAGCACCCUUGCGAUCUUCUCCCUCGUGCGAGGGGUCUGCUUCUUCCUUGUUACGGAGGUCUUCUCCAGUUUUCGCACUGGGUCUUUCUCUAUCUUUGUCUCCAAUACACGUAUGUGGUCUGGCACUCUUGCGUUCUUCUCCCUGGUGCGAGGGGUCCGUUUCUCCCUUGUUACAGGGGUCUUCUCUAGUGUUCCCACUAGGUCCUUCUCUGUCUUUGUCUCCAGUACACGUAUGUGGUCUAGCACUCUUACGAUCUUCUCCCUGGUGCGAGGGGUCUGCUUCUCCCUUGUUUCAGGGGUCUUGUCCAGCGUUCACGCCGGGUCUAUUCUCUCUUCUCCCGUGAUACGGGGGCCUUUAUCUCUCACUUGUUCAAAUCUAGCACACGGUUGUCCUCCUUGGUCAGAGGGAUCCAUUAGCGCAGAUUCUGCAGUAAUUUCAUGUUCAUCACUAUUGGUGCGUGAAUUACUUUGGCUGGUACUUCUAAGAGUACACGGUUGUUCUACUCCUUGGUGAGGUUGGUCUAUCAACUCUGGCUCUGCAGUAAUUUCAUGUUCCUCAUUAUUGGUACUUGAUUUACUCGGGCGGUCACCGUGGAACACGUUCGGUGCCACAAACCCGGGAAGAGGCGCUUCAGUUAGCGCCACGGUCCUGCUCCUGUCCACAAAAGCUGCUACCGUGGUGUCACCUGCCCCCCUCAGCCGCGUUGGCCCCACCUCUGGAUGGGGCCCGUGAUGUCAGGAGUUGGUUCCUGCUGCUCCGUGUGGCCUGUAGUUGUUGCUGUAACGGGCGACCACGGGGCGUGAUGCGGCGGGGGCGGGGCGGGGGCGGGGGCAGGAGCAAGGGCGGUCGCGGGGGCGGGGGCCCGGGCUGGCGCUGUGGGCGGCGGACCGGGCGGCGGACCGGGGGGGGCGACGCUGGGGUGAACCUGUACGUGGUUGAGGGUGCAGUGCGGGCGGUUGCACUUUUGCCCUUUCCAGUGGGAGUGACACGCGCGGUGGGGGGUUCCCCACGUGAGGAGGUCCUGCUGGAACGAGGACAGUGUCGCCACCGCGUGUUGGUUGGCGACGGGUGCGGCGGUUAUCCGCCGGCGGGAUGCUGUAUGUCCGCUCGUGGCGCUGCUCGCUGACGCUUUCCCCUUCUAUGGCUGCGGGAGCCCGGCCAGGGCGUUGUUAAGCAUUCCGACGAUGGCGUUGGCGCUGCCUUCCGCGGUGAGACCGCGCAGCCGCGAAAACGCGGGGGGGGGGACGGGAUGCCCAUCGGCAUCUGCCGGCGGGGAGAUGCCGUGGUCGGCGCGGGUGGCGACGCUUAGGUCUGAGAUGUUCCCGAGAUACUCGUUGAUGUCGGUGUUGGUGUCGGCGAUCAGGCGCGUCUUCAUCGCUGCUUCUUGACCCGUGAUCUCUGCCGAAUGAAGGCUGAGUUAGUCCCGGGCGUUGGACACAAUGCGGCUGACUUCGGCGUUCAACUGUAGCCUGCGACCGGUCGAUGGUUCACUUGCGGCGUGUGUGCCAUGGUCCAACACGGCGAAGAAUGUUUUCACGAGCGCCUCGAGGUGAACGAUGAAGUCGCGUGGCGGCGGGGUCCACCCCGUAGGGAGGGCUAAUCGAUCAUUUCGGCGUCGGGAUAGGCCACUUUGCGCAGCAGCUGGGCAAUUGCGUUCUUUGACAGCGUGGUGCAAACGAACCUCCCGCCGCGCAGCAGAAGCAGCGUCGCCGCGGACUCGUCUCCCCAUGCCUUCGUAUCGCGGCGAAACCUUCUUUCUGUACAUGAAUGUUGAGGGCCUGGUUCGACACGUCAAUGUUUUGGCCCAGAGCUUGCGCUUGCUGGGGCUGUAGCACGAGCUGGCCACCUAGAGGGAGUUUGAUGGGCUGGGGCUGACCUUGCUGCUGGAGACCGCCAGGGGGGAGGUGGCCAGGCUGCUGUUGCUGUUGCUGUUGCUGGUGCUGGUCCUGCGGGUGUUGCUGGUGCUGGUGCUGCUGCUGCUGCUGCAUCCUGAGCUCCAGGUUGCCGAGUCGGUCGUUUUGCUCUUUACGCAGUACAGACAUCUGCAGCAGUAGCUGGACAGGGUUGAUGGGGGGAGGUGGGCCUCCCAGCCCGGCUGGCGCGGCUCCGCCCGCGUUCUGGUCUCCUCCCCCUGCUGCCGGAGGCGCGUUAUUGUGUCCCGCCGCCUGUUGGUUUCCGGUCGCCCCUGCUGGCUGGUUUCCCGCUGCUAUUGUUGCCUGUCCGCCACCAUGGGGAGCUGCCGCUCCUGCUCCUGCUCCGCCACCGCUGUUCUGUUGUUAGUUAGCUGCGGGCGGUGGUCCACCGGGAGGCGGCGGUGGAGGCUGUGGAGGUUGCGCUGGCUGCGCUGGCUGCGGCUGCUGGGGGGACCCUG